AAAGAAAAUAUUGUACUAGUGUAGUUAUAUAUAUAUUUAUAUAACUCCUAGCUAGUUAUAAGAAAAAAAAACACACAAUAAGAAGAAAAUAAAGAUAUAGUACUAUAUAUUAUAUCAUUAUGGAGGACAAAAAAAAUAACAAGUCUUCAAUGUCCUCUCCCUUGCCGGAAAAUGGUGUCUCCGAUGAGGAAAAACAGACCUCCGGUAGUGAUUCUCCGUCCAAAACACGCCGGAGAAAGCCCGGUGGAUGGAGAGCUAUGCCUUAUGUUCUAGGAAAUGAGACAUUUGAGAGAUUGGCAUCAAUAGGGUUGUUGGCAAAUUUUAUGCAAUUUUUAUUAGAAGUGUUUCAUUUGGACCAAGUUUCUGCCUCCAAUGUUCUUAAUAUAUGGGGUGGCGUUACUAAUUUCAUACCAUUACUUGGUGCUUUUAUUUGCGAUGCAUAUAUUGGUCGAUUUUGGACUAUUGCUUUUGCCUCCGUUUUCGAAAUGAUGGGAAUGUUGGCAUUAACCAUGAUACCUUGGUUACCUAAGCUACACCCUCCUCCUUGCAAAAUGGGCCAACAUGAAUGCAAGAAGCCCAACAAUUCACAAAUGGGCUUUCUAGUAAUGGGCCUAGGAUGUUUAUCCAUUGGAUCUGCUGGAAUAAGGCCUUGUAGUAUCCCAUUUGGUGUAGACCAAUUUGAUUCAACAACAGAUGAAGGAAGAAAAGGAAUUGCUAGUUUCUUUAACUGGUAUUACACUUCAUUUACAUUGGUUUUGAUAAUUGCAGUUACAGUUGUGGUGUAUAUUCAAGAUUCUGUGAGCUGGGUACUCGGAUUCGGUAUCCCUACGAUACUCAUUUUCCUGUCUAUCAUUUUAUUUUUCAUCGGGACAAAAGUGUACGUUUAUGUCAAGCCUCAAGGAAGCAUUUUCUCGAGCUUCAUUCAAGUUUUUGUCGCGUCUUACAAGAAACGCAAGCUGAUGCUUCCUGAUGAAUGUGAGAGUAACGGGGUCUUUUAUGAUCCGUUGCUACCUGAAUGGUCCAUUGUGAAGAAACUCCCUCUAACCCAUAAGUACAGGUGGUUGAACAAAGCAGCUAUAGUGAUGGAGGAUGAAGUGAACACAGAUGGUACUUGUUCAAACAAAUGGAGACUAUGCAGUAUCCAGCAAAUCGAAGAAUUGAAAUGCAUACUCAAAAUAAUCCCAAUUUGGUCAGCAGGAAUUAUAUGUUUCACAGCGAUUGGACAACAGGGCACAUUCACAAUCUCACGAGCUCUAAAAAUGGAUCGUCACCUCGGCCCUAAUUUCCAGAUCCCACCAGGUUCCCUUUCUGUAAUAUCGAUGAUCACAGUAGGAAUAUGGUUACCAGUCUACGAUCGAUUCAUCAUGCCAUCUGUUACAAAAAUAACACGAAUCGAAGGUGGGAUCACAUUGUUACAGAGAAUUGGAAUUGGGAUGGUUUUUUCAAUUUUAUCAAUGGUUGUAGCAGGGAUAACUGAAAAGGCAAGAAGAAAUUCCGCGAUAACUCAUAAUAGUCCUGAUGGGAUUGCACCUGUUACAGUCAUGUGGUUAGCUCCACAACUAGUAUUAAUGGGAUUCGCCGAGGCUUUUAACAUACUUGGACAGAUUGAGUUUUACAAUAAGGAAUUCCCUGAAAAUAUGAGCAGUGUGGCUAAUUCUCUGUUUUCUUGCACAGUUGCUGGUGCAAGUUAUAUAAGCAGUUUACUAGUGAACCUUUUGCAUAAUACUACAGGAGGGCAUGGACAUCCAGAUUGGUUAACGAAUGAUAUUAAUGAGGGUCGGGUAGACAAUUACUACUAUCUUAUCGCGGGGUUAGGUGUGUUGAAUUUGUUCUAUUUUCUAUACGUUGCUCGUCGAUAUCAGUAUAAGACUAGAAUAGUUGUUGAUGAUGGAAUCAAGGGUUAUGCUGAUGUUCAUGAACUUCAUGACAUGAAGUAUUAAGGAAUUUGUGCUUAAUUAAGUUCAUAAUUUGUAAC
Molecule: messenger RNA, 1975 nt
Organism: Solanum verrucosum
Lineage: Eukaryota; Viridiplantae; Streptophyta; Magnoliopsida; Solanales; Solanaceae
Product: protein NRT1/ PTR FAMILY 2.13
Exons: 4
Coding region: 120-1940 (606 amino acids)
Biological process (GO): transmembrane transport
Cellular component (GO): plasma membrane
Molecular function (GO): transmembrane transporter activity
Source: RefSeq, a predicted model, not a curated record